AAGUGAGCCGUCAUCUAACGAGUCUUCUUCCUGCGCUGAUUGUCGAACAUACUCGCUGGCGUAACUGCGCGGCGCUCUCGUCCGUUGGCCGUCGCAACCAUGUCCCUCCUGUCGCCCGACGUGCAUGCAGAGCUCACGCAGCUUUUGCAGGCGCUCCAGGCUUCCGACAAUGGCAUUCGAUCUCAGGCUGAGGAUCAUCUCCAAAACAGCUGGACGAGCUCGCGCCCAGAGGUACUCUUGAUGGGACUCGCGGAGCAGAUACAAGCCGGUGGGGAUAACGCGACUCGGUCGUUUGCUGCUGUCAUAUUCAGGCGGAUCUCUUCGAAAACCCGAAAAACGGACACUGGAAACAACGUCGACAUGUUCUAUUCGCUAGCGAAAGAUCAAGCCAUCGCCAUUCGCCAGAAGCUACUGGAGACACUCGGCUCUGAGACCGAUCGAGCUGUCCGGAACAAAAUCAGUGACGCUGUUGCUGAGGUUGCACGGCAAUAUACAGAUAACAACGAUUCCUGGCCAGAACUUCUGGGAGCGCUGUUCCAGCUGAGCCAGGCAAUGGAAGCCGAAAAGCGCGAGACAGCAUACAGGGUGUUUGCUACGACCCCCGGAAUCAUCGAGAAACAGCAUGAAGAAGCUGUCCUGCAAGCAUUCCAAAGAGGAUUCAAAGACGACGCGGUUCAGGUCAGGUUGGCGGCCAUGGACGCUUUCGCAUCCUUCUUCAGGACGAUCAGCAAGAAAGGACAAUCGAAGUACUACGCUCUCAUCCCCGACGUGCUUAAUAUCCUACCUCCCAUCAAAGACAGCCAGGACUCAGAUGACUUGAGCAAAGCUCUCGUCGCCCUUAUUGACUUGGCCGAGACAGCUCCCAAGAUGUUCAAGCCCCUCUUCCAUAAUCUGGUCCAGUUCAGCAUUUCGGUGGUUCAAGACAAAGAGUUGGAUACGAUUUGCCGGCAGAAUGCGCUGGAGCUCAUGGCGACCUUUGCCGACUACGCCCCGUCAAUGUGCCGGAAGGAUGCGUCUUACACCACGGAUAUGAUCACUCAAUGCCUGAGUUUGAUGACUGAUCUUGGCGAGGACGAUGACGAUGCUACCGAGUGGCUGGCGUCCGACGAUCUCGAAGCAGAUGAGAGUGAUCAGAAUCAUGUUGCUGGAGAGCAGACCAUGGAUCGCCUCGCCAAUAAACUAGGAGGACAGACAAUUCUUGCCCCCACAUUCAACUGGCUUCCACGGAUGAUGACUUCCAUGGCUUGGAGAGAUCGGCAUGCCGCUCUCAUGGCCAUCUCUGCCAUUUCCGAGGGCUGCCGCGAUCUCAUGAUAGGAGAACUUGGCCAAGUUCUCGACUUGGUAAUCCCAGCCCUCCAGGAUCCGCACCCUCGUGUGCGAUGGGCUGGCUGCAACGCCUUAGGGCAAAUGAGUACCGAUUUCGCCCCCAAGAUGCAGACCGAUUUCUACGACCGGAUCCUGAAAGCCAUCAUCCCCGUCCUAAACUCGCCGGAGGCUCGCGUGAAAUCUCACGCGGCUGCAGCUCUGGUCAAUUUCUGCGAGGAAGCAGAAAAAUCCAUCCUGGAACCUUACUUGGACGAGCUUCUAUCUCACUUGUUUCAACUACUCCAGAGUGAGAAGCGAUUUGUACAGGAACAGGCCCUGUCAACGAUCGCAACUAUCGCCGAUGCCGCCGAAGCGGCAUUUGCGAAAUACUACGACACCCUGAUGCCUCUUCUCGUCAACGUCCUUCAGACUCAGAAUGAAAGAGAAUACAGGCUACUACGUGCAAAAGCAAUGGAAUGCGCAACUCUCAUCGCCCUUGCCGUUGGAAAAGAGCGCCUUGGCCAGGAUGCCAUGACUCUUGUGAAUCUGCUGGCACACAUCCAAACGAACAUUACGGACGCAGAUGACCCCCAGGCUCAAUACCUUAUGCAUUGCUGGGGUCGUAUGUGCCGCGUUCUUGGUACUGACUUCAUCCCUUUCUUGCAGAAUGUUAUGCCACCACUUCUCGAGCUUGCCAUGGCCAAGCCCGACAUCCAGCUUCUGGAUGACGAUGAGCAGGCAGAACAAAUGCAAGGAGAGGAGGGAUGGGAAUUCGUACCACUAAAGGGGAAAAUGAUUGGUAUUCGCACUAGCACCAUGGAUGACAAGAAUAUGGCCAUUGAGCUCUUGGUCGUCUAUGCUCAGGUGCUCGAAGGCGCAUUUGCCCCCUACGUUGCGACCAUAAUGGAGAAAAUCGCACUGCCUGGCCUCUCAUUCUUCUUUCACGACCCUGUCCGCUACAUUUCGGCCAAGCUUGUCCCGCAGCUGCUGAGCUCCUACAAGAAGGCGUACGGAAACCCCUCGAACGAACUGACUGGCCUGUGGAACGCAACUGUCGAUAAGCUAUUGGAGGUCCUCACUGCAGAACCCGGGAUUGACACACUCGCGGAAAUGUAUCAGUGUUUCUACGAGUCUGUGCAAGUCCUGGGGAAAGGGUGCCUGACAAUGGAUCACAUGAAUCGCUUCAUCGACUCCGCCCUUUCUGCGCUCGAAGAUUAUAAGGACCGGGUUGCGGAGCGUGCCGAUGCCAAAGAGGGCGCAACUGCUGAUGACUUUGAGGAUGAGGCAGAGGAGACUCUGAUUGCAAUCGAAGACGACCAGACUCUCCUGUCCGACAUGAACAAAGCUUUUCAUUCCAUCUUCAAGAACCAUGGCGUUUCAUUUUUGCCUGCCUGGGAACGUCUUAUGUCGACAUAUGAAGGCUUCCUCGCAUCCUCCGACCCCACUCAGCGACAAUGGGGUCUUUGCAUCAUGGAUGACGUUUUGGAGUACUGUGGCCCGCAGAGUAUUCGAUAUGCAUCCUAUAUCCAGCAGCCUCUCAUUGACGGCUGCCAGGAUGCCUCUGCCGCAAUUCGCCAGGCAGCUGCGUACGGCAUCGGUGUUGCAGCACACAGGGGCGGCGCUGCAUGGUCAGCGUUCCUCGGCGGAUCCGUACCGUUCCUCUUCCAAGUCACACAAGUGCCCGAUGCCCGGAAUGAGGAUAAUGUAUAUGCGACGGAAAAUGCAUCGGCCGCUAUUGCUAAGAUCCUUCAUUACAAUGCGAGCAACGUUGAAGACGUUCCCACCGUGAUCACGCGGUGGAUUGAUACCCUACCAGUCACGAAUGAUGAAGAAGCAGCGCCAUAUGCUUAUGCAUAUUUGGCAGAGCUGAUCGACCAGCAAUAUCCAUCCGUGAUGAACCAGGCCGGCAAGGUUUUUGUAUUUAUUGCGCAAGCCCUGGAGGCCGAAACGCUCCAGGGACAAACUGCCAACCGCGUAGCGGCCGCGGCGAAGAUUCUUUUAACAGCUGCCAACGUAGACCCGAUGCCACUGCUGCAGCAGUUCUCCCCAGAGUCUCAGCGAACGAUUAUGGGAUAUUUCAGCUAG
Molecule: messenger RNA, 3390 nt
Organism: Trichoderma reesei QM6a
Lineage: Eukaryota; Fungi; Ascomycota; Sordariomycetes; Hypocreales; Hypocreaceae
Exons: 6
Coding region: 100-3390 (1096 amino acids)
Biological process (GO): protein import into nucleus
Cellular component (GO): cytoplasm; nucleus
Molecular function (GO): nuclear import signal receptor activity; small GTPase binding
Source: RefSeq, a predicted model, not a curated record